Mauremys mutica (yellowpond turtle) is the source of this 3423-nucleotide messenger RNA. RefSeq names its product maestro heat-like repeat-containing protein family member 1. The record is from RefSeq and is a predicted model, not a curated record. The transcript has 20 exons. Lineage: Eukaryota; Metazoa; Chordata; Testudines; Geoemydidae. Gene Ontology annotation, cellular component: cytoplasm. The coding region runs from base 1657 to 2718 and encodes 353 amino acids.
CUGAGUGUGAAAUGAACAGGAGCUAGGGAUGGUGAGGAGGUCCUGGCACCUUCCCUUGGUGGGAGCUCCCCAUGGCCUGGAUCCCGGGACAGAGACAUCUUUGUCAUCCUUCUGUCCUUCCUAGGAAGAAAAUCCCCAGGGAGUAAUGACCUCAUCCUGUCAAACCGGGAAGAGCUGGCUCUCAGUGAUGCUUAGAUGGAAAACCACACACUCCUCACGGAGGGCAUUGUGCAGCUCCCUUUCCAGCCCCACUUGGUGCGGGAGAGCGAGGAAGAGGGCCAGAGCCUGACCAACGUUGAGCAUCUGCCACCCAGCACUGCGACAUCUAGAGCUAUUCCAGGAUGGAGAGGCUCAGGCAGAUUCUGGGGAAGAAGCUGUGGAGGUGGCUCCAGAGCCAGUGGGAAGCAGCUGCUGGCUUCCCCAGGAGGAGAGCCGCCCCUCUGUCCCCGCUGGUGAGGAAGCAGCUUGUGGCCAGGCCAAGCAGUGCAAGUACCUGGCGUUCUGGAGGAGGAAGACACCUUCUGGGCCAACAUGGAGGAGGCCCAGGGUGCAGCUGUGCAGGACGGACACAGGGCAGAGCGGGAGCCAGGCAAGGUGGCUCGGGGGCUUCCUCUCCAGGAAGCAGAGGAGCCAGGAGAGCAGUUCCAGGGCCCGGGAGGAGCCAGCUCUCUGCCUGGCCCCCAGCCUGUCCAGGGCAGGAGAUUGGCCACUGCUGCUCUAGCACCAGCAGCUCUGCCUAUUCCCAAGGGGCCAGCAAGACAAUCCUAGUCCUGCUCCAGGGCAUGUCACUUUGGCCUCCUAAAUUUGGGCUGGUGCCCCUGUGCCCCUGAAGGAAACAGCCCUGAGACCCCACAGGAUCAAUGGGGAGAAUCCUCAAAGCGCUGAGCCCAAGACCCUCAGACCUGUCCCAACACCCCCCAGACAGGAGAGGAGCGCUGAGUUCCAGUGUCUGAAAGCGGAGGAGAAGAGGUUAAAUGCUCCAUGUCCUCUCCCUGCUGGAGCAGGAAGCAGGUUCUGGGGGUCGCCCCAGCAUUUCUGCAGCUCACACGGCUUUCUCCCUGCUCCCCAGCACUUGCAGCUGUGGAUCUGCUCUCCCUGGGCCCAGGAGAGGAGCCGAGCUGUGAGAGCCAGCACCCGGCUCUUCAUGUUCUAUCGACUCAAAGCCAUCACCGAGGACCGGAAACCCAUGGCAAAGCAGGGCUACAUGGCCGGGCUGCUGACAAGCCAGGCCUUGGAUGUUCAAGAGGCCACCAGAUACUGGGCAUCUCAGGCUCUCUACUGGCUCUUCAUGCCUUGCAAAGUCACCGUGCACACCAAGACAGGGGCGGUGGCGACCAUGCUGAGCAAGACGCAGAAGGAUGUCAGCUGCAGAGAGAGCCCUGCCCGUGUUGCUAUGUUCAUCGCAAAGAAACCUGCCGUCGCGUGACCUCACGCCCUUCAGCUUCACCCUGCUGCUGGGCCUGCUGGAGAAGGGGGAGUGUGCUGACCAGCUGGCGGGCGUCACGGAGGCGGUGCUGAGAGAGAAAGAAUCAGAGGUGCAGGAUCUGCACACAGCUCUUUCCUCCACACUGAGCCCACCCCGGUCGGGGGGACGGCUGAGUGACGGGACGAGAGACCAGACAGCACACCAAGGCCACGGUCAGCAUCCUCCUGCAGAUGCCCUGGCCUUACAACCGGAGAAGGCAGCAACGGAAGGAGGGGGCCCCCACCAGCUGGGAGAACCAGGCCAAGGCCAUCUGGAGAUUCCUAGGUGCAGACCCCACACUGACCAGGGAGGUACUGCACAUCCUGCUGUGUGACAGCCCGGAGAAGGGCCAGGCUAACGCUAGACAGAGCCAGGACAGGAGCUGCCCCCAGCCAGCCCGGCUGCUCCCGGCGGGCCAUGGUGAUCCACCCAAAGCCACGGGAUCCCUGAAGAGCAUCCCGUGGCUCCUCCUUCCCAGCCUCCAGGCCAGCCAGGAGGGCGAACGCAUGGCCUGCACUGUCCUGUUGGCAGAGUUCCUCGGCAGCCCCCUGCUGAUGGGGAAUGAGCCCAAGGCCAUGUGGAAGCAGGUUGUGAAGUCCAUGCUGCAGCGGACAGAGGACAGCAACAUCCACAUUCGAGGCAGAGCGCUGCACGGCCUCAGGAACGCAGUAACCGAGUUCCCGGACAAGGUCAGGAAGAAACGAGACCAGAUCCUGGGGAGCUUUGUCCGCGCCGUGUGUGAAAGCUGCGACCCCCAUGCCGUUCUGGAUGCCAUGGAAGGGCUCUGCUGGAUGCUGUGGGACCCCAAGGCGUCUCUGAAGGCGCACGUCGCCAUCCCGCUGGCCCUGCAGGCGAGAACAUUCUUUGAGGAUGAGAACAGCGGCCUGAGGCGGGCCUCCAUGGAGCUCUUUGGCCACCUCAGCAAAUUUGUUUGCAAGAAGUCGUCCCUCUUUAGGGCUGAAGUGGAGGAGAGCAUGGGGACGCUGCUCAUCCACCUACAGGACGGGGACCCCCAGGUGGCUCAGCAGGCGUGCAGGGUGGCAUUGCUGCGCUGUGCACCCUUCCUCAGCUUCCAGCUCCUGCGCGCGCUCGUGCAGAGCCAGCUGGUCGAGGGGGCGGCUCCCGUCAUCCCCGCCUUCCUGAGUGAAGCCUGCAGCACCCUGCUCCAGGACUGCCCGAAGAGGCUGAGCAAGAAGGCUGCCCUGAGAGCAGCCGCUGCCCAGCAGCUGAUAGGAUACAUGAUGGACAAUUGAAGCCAGAGAAGAGCAGGAGGCUUGGGACGCCCGCCCUGCUCCCCAAGGGUCUUCAACCAUUCGCGGAGAAAGUUCUACAUGAGGGACAGUUUUGAGGAGGAGGAGGGAAUGACCAAGGGGAGCCCUUUGGCCCAGUCAUAAAUGGAUACCCCAGAACCCAAACCUGAAACCCAACUGCUUGUGAGACACCCCGAUGAGCAUGGUGGCCUCUUGUCGUCCACCCCCUGGAGGAGGAAGGCAAACGCAGCUCAGGGGAGUCACCAGCAGACAAGCUCGACGAUGCCUUUAUAGAGCCCCCGGAGGCCCUGGACAGCGUUGCAUCAAGCAUCGAAGAUGAACCAGGCCCACCUUGUUGUUGCUCAACGCCAGUACAAAUUGUUGAAGAGGAUGAUGGCUAUGAGGAGUUUAGGAGGAGGCUUGGCAUGGAACUAACUGACCAAUGCCCCGUCGUGAGCGUAAAAAAGUCAUGCGGACUAUUGUAGGCGUUGCUGUUUCUGCUGUCCUUAAACACUGCCUUAGGGAAAAGCUUUUUGAAGAUUGUGAGAGCUGUGUCAUAGAUGCACCAGCCCAACGGCACCAUGACUGUGUGAAUUGGACUUCAGUGGAUAUAAACUGCAAGCUCCAGGGCCUGUGUGCUGAGUACAGUCAAAAUGUGAGAGAUCCUUAGACCAGAGGGUAAAGAAGCUCAAAAGAAAAAGGAAAGAG